AUGUUCCAGGUAAUUCAAAACAUGCACUAUUCAUGAGCAGGUAGAAACCUCAGCUAUAUACCAGCUGUCUCUCCAUACACAGAAUGUCUGGAUUUCAGCUUUAACUACUUAAACAACUUGAACCUGACAAUAUUCCCCAUGCUCCGUCAUUUAAAGGUCCUGGAUCUCACAAGAUGUCAUAUUAAGGUUAUUGCUGCCAAUACUUUCCACACCGUGAGGGAUGUAACAACGUUGAUUCUUACUGGGAACCCCAUUGAACACAUUGGCACUGGGCCUUUAAACUCACUGCAUCUCCUACAAAAGCUUGUUCUUGCCGAUAGUGGUCUUCUCUACAUUGAGAAUCAGCAUAUAAACAAUUUAACCAACCUGCAGGAGGUAAAUCUCAGGAUAAACAAUCUCCUCUCCAUGUCCAUCCCAUCUUAUGCCAUCAACUUCACAGACUUCAGGAUGAUGGACCUGCAUGCUAAUAACAUACCGUGCCUUCGAGUGGAUCACACAGCUGUCUUAAGGCAAAUUAUGAACAACAUCACAAUUACACUCAACAGAAAUCCAAUACUACAAAUAGAGCCAGGAGCAUUUCAGAACUUUUACCUAUGGGAACUCAACCUCCGUGAUACAUUUGUAUCAACGGAUGUGACUAAAGACUGUCUUAAGGCACUAGAGGGUCUCAAUGUUGGGAAGCUACUGAUAGGACAUUUCCGCAGCAACGUUAGGAUCAACACUUCAGAUUUCAACUUCUUGGAUGGACUGUGCCACAUCAACAUUCAGGAAAUAUAUUUCUAUGUACAAGAUACAACCCCACCCCAUAAACCAAUCAAGGACCUCAACAUGAUAGCCGCACAUAUGCCCAGGACGUUAGCAGAGCAACAGGCCCAACCCCCACUAAUGCACCCGCCCAAGCCACAUCCUGUGACCUAA
This is a messenger RNA of Coregonus clupeaformis (lake whitefish), 918 nucleotides long. RefSeq names its product toll-like receptor 4. The transcript is spliced from 7 exons. Gene Ontology annotation, molecular function: protein binding. The record is from RefSeq and is a predicted model, not a curated record. Lineage: Eukaryota; Metazoa; Chordata; Actinopteri; Salmoniformes; Salmonidae.